CUCCAUUCCCCCGUGCUCCUCCUCCCACUCCCCCCUCCUGCUCUCGGGUCGGAUCGUUCUCUCGUUCGGAAGCUGUAGCAGCUCAGGUCCCGGGGCUCCGUCACCAUGGGCAAUGUAUCGGGCGGAAUGAGAUGUAUGAAGUAUCUGCUGUUCACGUUCAAUCUCUUCUUCUGGCUGUCUGGGACUGCAGUCCUCUCGCUCGGCCUGUGGCUUCGCUUUGACUCUGAGACCACCACCAUUUUCAGUGGCGACCAUUGCCCCACGUCUUUCUACGUCGGAGUCUACAUACUGAUUGCCACUGGGGCCCUGAUGAUGCUGGUGGGGUUUCUUGGGUGUUGUGGCGUGGUGCACGAAUCUCAGUGUUUACUUGGAGCUUUCUUCAUGUGUCUGCUGGUGAUUUUUGUAGCUGAGAUCACAGCUGGAGUCUGGGGUUUCCUGAACAAACAUGAGUUGCAGUGCUGUGGAGACUCAUUACCAGAUCCUAAUGUGCAGCAUCUGUGUCCUACGUUGCAAGUAUCUGCGAACUGCACUUCGAAAUUAAAGGAAUUUUUCAACUCAAAGCUAUACAUGAUUGGAGUGGUGGGAAUCGGGAUCACAGGAAUAAUGAUAUUUGGGAUGAUCUUCAGUAUGGUUCUGUGCUGUGCGAUUCGGAAUUCACAGGACAUGAUGUGACAUUUGGCUGGUUGCAGCGACUCUUUCAAUACUAUGUGCACCUUUCGAAUUGGAAAUUGAUCCAAUAUCUAGUUGCUUGUUGGUUAAUUUAAGUAGAUACCAAUUAUUUUUCUGUAUUGUGAAAAAAAAACCUGGGCAGGUUCUCAUUCUUGUAAUGCUUCAAUUAUUUUACAUAAACUUGUGAAAAUUCUUGCAAUUGUUUUAAACAAAAGAUGCUAAAUAUAUGGUGUCAUUUGAAUAAACUGGUUGACCGGGUGGAAUUGCGUACUGACUUGGAUG
Messenger RNA from Rhincodon typus (whale shark), 951 nucleotides. Its product is annotated as CD9 antigen-like. The transcript has 7 exons. Gene Ontology annotation, cellular component: membrane. Bases 106 to 672 code for a protein of 188 amino acids. The record is from RefSeq and is a predicted model, not a curated record. NCBI's taxonomy places the organism in Eukaryota, Metazoa, Chordata, Chondrichthyes, Orectolobiformes, Rhincodontidae.